Molecule: messenger RNA, 3091 nt
Organism: Cheilinus undulatus (humphead wrasse)
Lineage: Eukaryota; Metazoa; Chordata; Actinopteri; Labriformes; Labridae
Gene: pkia
Product: cAMP-dependent protein kinase inhibitor alpha
Exons: 3
Coding region: 96-323 (75 amino acids)
Biological process (GO): negative regulation of cAMP-dependent protein kinase activity
Cellular component (GO): cytoplasm; nucleus
Molecular function (GO): cAMP-dependent protein kinase inhibitor activity
Source: RefSeq, a predicted model, not a curated record
CGCAACGGGAAACACCGAAGCUGAAUCCCCGCUGACACGAACACUAGGAGGCCCUUUGACCCAAACAGGCCCUGCUAUGGUGAGGCGUGUUAGCGAUGACGGAUGUGGAGGCGACCUAUGAGGACUUCAUUGCCUCUCGACGGUCUGGCCGCAGAAACGCCAUCCAUGAAAUCCCAGAUGCCCCCGGGGUGCAGGGACCCUCCGACCUGUCCCAGAGUCUGGCACAGCUUAACAUCAACAAGGCUGGUGAUGAGGGAGAAGACGCAGACAAGAACCAGGACGCUGCAGCUAAAGAGGAGGAGACACAAGCAGAGGGCAGCUAGGCGGCAGCUACCUGCUGACAUGUGUGGACUCAAACAGCUUCUUCUUCCUGAUCCCUAAGCCUCUGGUUGGCCAGUUGCACUUAAUGACUGUGACAGACACAGAAAAUCCUCCACUGCCACCAUCAUGUUGUCGAGAAUUCAUCGUUGAUGUGGAUCUCACUUUGCACUAGGACAUGUAAAAUUUUCCUUUAAAAGCCUCCUGUUCUUGCUGCCUUUCCUUCAUAGCUGCUGGUAUGAGAGUGGGACUGAUGCAUGAUGGAUGCAGUCUGAUGUCAAGACCUAAAACCAGCUCUUUUUGACUGUUCUUGUCCUGGGAGGAACAGAGAGGAGCAAAAGGAGGUUAUUCAAGGCUUUUGUGAGGCUUAAGUGGAUUAAAAUUUGUACUUUACCUUCAUCUUAAAUCAAUCACUGGCUGGGUGGCUGUGGGAUAACAGGGAUUAUGACUGGGCACCAACUCUUCCUUUGCACCUCUUACACCAACUUCUGCAAACACAUUACUAAAGCUACCAGUUCUCACUCAGUAGGUUUACAUGCACGGUGAAGUCGAGCUACAGUCAUGGAUUGAUCAGGCUAUUUAGUUGGACUUCUGUUUUUGUUUUAGUCUAAUCGGACAUAUGUCCGACUCUGCUACAGUAGGUGUUGAUAUACCUUUUUCAGCUCGUUACUGUUAAACUUACUGUAAAAUCCAGAAUAUGCUGCCCUGGAAUAUGAACUGCAGUCUCUAUAUUGUCUUCCAAAGGGGAAUGAAAGGUUUAAACUGCAUUCUUGUGUAACCAUUGCUAUUUUGAUCAGCAAAAAAAUCACACCAGGCAGUUUCAGUGCAGCUGUACAGCUCUGUAAGUUGUCUGCUGAGAAGGGUUUUCAGUCAAACUGGCGCCCCACAAGGAUUAUUUACUUAACAGUAUGCUCCACAUUUUCUUUAAAUACAAAAUUACGACCUAACACGGGAGAAAAGUGGUUAAAAAGAGGCACCAACCCACAAGGUUAAUUCAGUCAACAGUAUGCUUUCUGUUUUCUUGAAAUGCAAAAUUACAACCUACGUAACGAAGGAGAAAAGCAGUUUAAAAGAGGCACCAACCCACAACCGCCCACUGGUUGUAAACAUACUGACUCUGGCUAUUUUCAUUCUCCCUUGAUAUUUAUUUCUUAAUAUCUAUUCAUUGUAGGUAUGACAGCUGGGCAUUAUCUCCAAACUGCUCUUCAGGGUUGUCAGGUUGAACACCUAAGGAAAGGUGGUAUUUGUGUCUGUUUUUUGUUUGUUUAUGUAUACAUCAUUGUCAUGUGCACUCUCGAUUCUAGCGGUUGUAUUUGGAAGAAAUACUAGUCAGAACCAAGGAAAAAGCGUUCAGUUUAAUCACUGAAUUCAGUUUUUUAAAUUUAACAGAGCAAGUCAUCCUUUCCUUAUUUCAGAGUUCUAUGGGUUCAGACAAAUCUAAGAGUUUUCUUCCAAAUCUCCAACUCAAACAAAGAUUUGAAAAAUUUAACUAUUUUUCAAAUAAAACAGCAUAUGGUAACUUUGAGAUACAGUAAAACUUUAUGUGUAGUAAGCCAUAAAAAUUUGGCAUUCUUGCAGGAGCUCUUGGGAAUGAGAUCUAUUCAGAAUCUUUCCUAGAGUUGUGAGGAUUGAAAUAAAGUUCCAGCCUUACCAAACAUCUUGUAAACAAAUAUCAAACUAGUAAAUUAUAAUUAUUGAUGAAAUCUAUUAUUCAGGGUUUUAGAAGAUUUCUGACAGCUAGAGUUUGAUGCAAAAGUUGCCUUUGUUGGUGCAAAGUGUAAAUUUUUUGUAAAGUCCUGUUAUUGUAGAUGAAACACAUUUAGAAAACUCCGGAGUGUUUCUGUGUGUUUGAAGGUAUUUCUGUUUAAAUGUGUUUAUAAGAAGGGUGACAAUACUGAUUGCACUACAACAUUAGCUGUUUUUUAUAAUGAAUUAUUUAUAAUAGAUGUGAAUAUGGUGGGGAUGGGGGCAUCUGUUGGAAGGUUAUUGUUGUGGCUGUACAAACUACCUGUGUCUUUUUCACUUCUUACAUCACCCAACAACAACGUUAAUAGUCAACCUUAUAGCUAUAGUUUAUGUCUCUGAGACACUGCCUUUAUCUGUUUUACAUAUCUGUGGUUUGAAACACAAGCAUCUUCUAUUUUCUGCAUUGCUAUUGGUUUUACCUUAUUUAUGGAAAUCUGUCAUAUCCUCCUGAGACCUCAGCUUUUAUUUGGAAUGAUUUUAGUGAUCAGUAGGUCCUGAUAAGUUAAAAAGCUCAGCCUUGUCUUUGAAUAGGAAUUAGUUUGUACUAAAAACGAUGACCACCUCUCUUGAAGGUCCUGUUUCUGCAGAAUUUUAGCACUUGUUUGGAAAUGUUGUCAGCCAUUGAGGGAGGGAUGUUGGAGUCAGUCUGAUGAAGGGCCAUAAGGACUUGUUCAUGCCAAGCAUUAAUGAAUAUAAUGAUAUAAGAUAAAUAUAUAUUUAAAAUAUAUAAGUUCUGAAUUUCUUGCAAUUUUUUUUUAAAAUCCACACAAAUUCCCUAAUAUUUCGAAGAAAUUACCUCAAAUUUCUGUGAAAAUUCUUGUUCUUCUCUAACAUUUCCCCCAAAAUUCAAUGUAAAUUCCUGAAAGUUUUCAAGCAAAUUCUUCCUAAAAUUUCAUAUCAAAUUCGAAAAUAUUUAUAUGAAAAUGACAGAAAAUUCCCCUCAAUAUCCAAACAAAUUCCCUGAAAUUUUUGUGAAAAUUCUUGAAAACAUCAAUAAAUAAAUUAAAUUAAAGUUCCAAAAUUUCAA